Messenger RNA from Sus scrofa (pig), 960 nucleotides. The record is from RefSeq and is a predicted model, not a curated record. Lineage: Eukaryota; Metazoa; Chordata; Mammalia; Artiodactyla; Suidae.
AUGAGGAAGCAGUCCAGGGGUGACAGUGAGAACCAGACCACCUGGCUAAUCCUAGAGGGCUUUGGGGAGCUGCAGCACCUGGGCUUCCUCCCCUUCACCCUCUUUCUGCUCAUCUAUGUGGUAACAGUCGGGGGCAACACCCUCAUCCUGCUGGCUGUGGCCUCCACUCGGACCCUCCACACACCCAUGUACUUUUUCCUCUGCCCCUUCUCCCUGCUGGAGAAGUAUACCUCCAACAUCAUGCCUCGGCUGUUGUGGAGCUUCCUGGAAGGGAGGGAAACCAUCUCGGUGGUCAGCUGUCUGCUCCAGCUCUACUUGUUUGCCUCACUGGCUGCAGUUGAGUGCCUCCUACUGUCUGUCAUGUCCUUUGACCGUUACUUGGCCAUCUGCCACCCCCUUCACUACCCUGCCCUGAUGAGCACCUGGUUGUGUGGCUACCUGGCUGCUGGAGCCUGGUUCAGUGGCUUCUCUUUCUCUGCCUUCACUCUGGCCCUGGCAACCCCCCUGACCCUCUGCCCUGGCAGUAGGGAGAUCAACCACUACUUCUGUGAUUUCACUCCAGUUGUAGGGCUGUUCUGUGGUGAUGUGGGGGUUAUGUGGGGAGCCGGGGUGAGCAUCUCAGGCUUCCUAACCCUGGCUCCCUUCCUGUUGAUUGUGGCAUCCUAUGCCUUCAUCCUCAUUCUGCACAUACCUUCAGGCCAUGGAAAGCAGAAAGCCUUCUCCACCUGUUCCUCUCAUCUCAGCGUGGUCGGGGUGUUUUAUGGCACUCUCACAGUGGUCUAUGUAGCCCCAACAGACCACAUGGCCCCCUUCCUCCGAAAGGCCUUCUCUGUCCUCUACACUGUGUUCACUCCUAUGGUCAACCCCAUCAUCUACAGCCUCAAGAACCAAGAGGUAAAGGAGGCCCUUCUUAGGCUCUGGGGACAGCUCAUCCCAGGACAUACCCUACUGAGGGAAUAA